Messenger RNA from Sphaeroforma arctica JP610, 159 nucleotides. RefSeq lists its product as hypothetical. Lineage: Eukaryota; Ichthyosporea; Ichthyophonida. The transcript has a single exon. The record is from RefSeq and is a predicted model, not a curated record. The annotation marks the transcript as partial.
GUGGCACCGCGAAAGUUGCGACAGUCGCUGGACGGUCUGUUGGAUGAGAUGAAGGGCCUGCCCAACCGCGUACGACAGUACGCAGCCUACGACACACUGCGCACAACCCUCCGCGCAUAUCUCAAGGCCAACUCCUUGGUAGGUGGAUUCUAUUUAUAG